GUCUUCCGGCUACAUCCUUUUGAACGCUAGCGUGUUGUUCCUAGCUGUGGACGGAUGUCAGAAUGGGGAAAGAAGGUUUUUACAGUUGUGUUGAAUGUAGCAGGAAGGCAGCGGAGCUUCACAGAGAUUACAGCAACGGGAUCCUGAAGAUAACAAUAUGUGGCUCCUGUCAAAAACCAGUGGAUAAAUACAUUGAAUAUGACCCUGUUAUUAUCCUCAUUGAUGCCAUUUUGUGCAAGGCACAGGCUUUCAGACACAUUUUAUUCAACACAAGCUUAAAUAUCCACUGGAAGUUGUGUGUAUUCUGCCUGCUGUGUGAAGCCUAUCUCAGGUGGUCUGCGCUCCACGGCUCCGAGCAGAGCAGCGACCCUGCCGACAUAAUCCGUUACACCAAGGAAUGGGAGUUUUAUGGCAAGUUUGGAUUGGCUGCCCUUGAACUGAUGGCGUUCUGCAGCGGCGUGCUGUCAUUCCUCUGGUUGUGGGUGUCCUGUCUGCAGGGAGGGAGCAUAGAGUUGAACCUGCUCCUCAGAGGCUUGCUGCUGUCCUGCUACGGUAAAGUCCUGCUCGUCCCAGCCGUCAUCUGGGAGCAUGACUACUCCCCGUUCUGCCUGGGCCUCAUCAAACUGUUUGUGCUCACCUCCAACUCACAAGCAAUCAGAGUGAUCUUGAACUGCAGCAGGCGUCUGUCUCUGGUGGCUGUUUGCUUUGGCCUGCUGUCAGAAACUCUCACCGCUCAGGCCUGCAGCAAACUCCCAUGGAGCAUCCAGGACAUCCAGGACAUGUGGACUUCAUAAUCAUUGUCUUUGCCAUCUUCAGACUGAAAUAUCUGCUGACUCAGGGAUCGAUUACCUACUACUGAUACCAAACUUAUGCCAAUGGUCUUGGAUUAGAUUUGGAAAAUGUUCUUUAAGGCUUUGUGCAUCUUGUUUUUGGACUUCUUUGAACAGCCAAAAACACAAGAAUGCAUUUGUCCUGUUGUUGCUCUUCAUCAGGUAAAAAGGGCUUAUUAAAGGAUUUUUUCUCAACUUGCGUAACAAGCUAAAAAGUAAGCGUGUAAAAGGGAUUUCUCACACCGUCAUCCUGUUCCCCAGGUUACUGUUUACCUCGCUCCAGUUCCUGAGCCACUCUCCAGGAAUCACACUAACAGACCCCGAGGUUGUAAUUUGACAAUAACACCUUCUCUGUUUGGACUGGAACCAGACAGUUCUAACCACAUUCUUUGGAUUAGUGGUGAGAUGCUUACCUAACCGACUCCUGACACAUAAUGCAUGUAAACACACACACACCUGCGUUAAUCAUAAAUUAAAGUUCACCUUCACUUAUUGCUGUUUUAAGGUCUUGUUAAAAGUUUUUCCUUUUAUUUCGGCUGCUCAUUGACCCACUUUUUGUCCAGUCCUUGUACUUACAGCAAAGCCCAGAAUUUUUCAUUAAAAUAUUUUCAUUCAACCAGGAUGUUUGCUUCUGAUAGGAAAUGAGACGGGCAUCUCUCAGAAGAUGAUAAAAGAAGUGUACAUUUAAAAUAUAUAUAUAUAAUUUUUAUUUCCACACAGAACAUUAUUUAUACCCCUUUCAGUAAUCAAUAGAAAAAUCUAUUGAUAUUACAGCCAUCAAAUAUUUCUUAUAAUUGCUGACCAGCUUUUUGUAUACUUCCUCUGGUAUUUUUGGAUCUUAAGUGGAUCGUUAGUGGAUUUAGUUCCCUUCUUUCAUUUGUGUUUGGGUCUUAAUUACCAUCUUCAUGUGUGAACAUUGUUUGGACAGUAUAAUGUAUUGCUGUGGUGUUUGCGACUGGUCUUGAGGACUACAUUUUCAAGUCUUGGUUUCGUCUUGUCUCUGGAUUUUUUCUCAAGACCAUCACAUCAUAUUUCAAAUGAUUCAAAUGCAACCAAGUUUGAAAAUUCUGAGGUUCAACUAAACAAAACAGCCUAAACUUUCUCAUAGGUUGUCUGCUACAUGUAGACAGCACUGGUUGAGUUUCGGACAUGUGUUUUCCAGAUUGAAUCAUAGAUUAACGAACAUUAAAACAUCCCACUGAAUGUGGUCAGGUACAGAACAGGAAAUGAGUGGAAAAAGCAUCCAAAGUAAAACUUGGAAAGAGCUUCAGGAGGUAUGAGAAAUUACUGAUAAAGACGAUUUUUAAAGAUUACGAGAAAGUCGGAUUUAUGAGAUACAAAAUGUAAAGAAAGGAGGGAUCUUUCUACAUUGUAUCACAUCAUUCAAUCAGUACCGACCUUUUUUUCCAGUCUUAGAGGGAUCGAAGCAGCUUUAACGCCUACCACUACGAUACACCAUCCUUUACAGCUGGUAUGUGGAGGCUGUCAUGGAAAAUAGUUUUGCUUAUCUUUGCUUAUCAGACAGGAUUCUGUGACUAAUAAAAACAUCUGCAUUUAA
Messenger RNA from Girardinichthys multiradiatus, 2388 nucleotides. It is a transcript of the gene arv1, whose product is annotated as ARV1 homolog, fatty acid homeostasis modulator. Gene Ontology annotation, biological process: regulation of plasma membrane sterol distribution; sterol metabolic process; sphingolipid metabolic process. Gene Ontology annotation, cellular component: cortical endoplasmic reticulum; Golgi apparatus. The transcript has 5 exons. NCBI's taxonomy places the organism in Eukaryota, Metazoa, Chordata, Actinopteri, Cyprinodontiformes, Goodeidae. The record is from RefSeq and is a predicted model, not a curated record. The coding region runs from base 63 to 794 and encodes 243 amino acids.